Molecule: messenger RNA, 2564 nt
Organism: Odobenus rosmarus divergens (Pacific walrus)
Lineage: Eukaryota; Metazoa; Chordata; Mammalia; Carnivora; Odobenidae
Gene: ZNF768
Product: zinc finger protein 768
Exons: 2
Coding region: 374-2053 (559 amino acids)
Biological process (GO): transcription by RNA polymerase II
Molecular function (GO): DNA binding
Source: RefSeq, a predicted model, not a curated record
GGAGGGGGUCGGACAGCCGCAGCCCAGCCCGGGCUGGGGGGCCAGACUGCGGGGUCGCGGGCGGGGAGCGGCGUCCGGGGGCGGCAGGGCAAGUCGUGAAGACCCUCGUCUCCGAGGCCACGACGCACGGGGGCCUUGGAGGGCCCCAGGGCAAGGCGAGACCUUGUGGGUGGGGGCGGGGCCGCGGGUAGGGGAGGGGCCCGGCCGGCCAGAGAGGCCCAGGGUCAAGACGUCCGGCCUCAGGGGCCCGGGCUGGGCAGCCGGGUCCCCUGGGCGGCGCUGAGCAGGCGGGCGGCGAGGGUCUCAGGGCACUCAGGCCUGGUCGCAGGAUCGUCCGCCAUCGCCGCCGCCGCCGUACUGGGAGCCGGCGGGGAUGGAACGGGAGGCGUCGCCGUGGGGCCUUGAGCCCGGGGAUGUGCAAAGUCCUGACGAACUGGGGAGCCCCGAAGGGUCCCUCAAAGGCAACAUGAGUGAGAAUGAGGAAGAAGAAAUGUCUCAACAAGAAGGCACUGGGGACUAUGAGGUCGAAGAGAUACCCUUUGGGCUUGAACCCCAGAGCCCUGGGUUUGAGCCACAAAGCCCCGAGUUUGAACCCCAGAGCCCCAGGUUUGAGCCUGAAAGCCCAGGUUUUGAGUCCGGAAGCCCUGGGUUUGUGCCCCCAAGCCCUGAAUUUGCACCCAGAAGCCCUGAAUCAGAGAGUCCUGAGUUUGAACCCCAAAGUCCUAGGUAUGAGCCCCAAAGCCCCGGGUAUGACCCCAAGAGCCCUGGAUAUGAACCCCGGAGCCCUGGUUAUGAACCCAAGAGCCCUGGGUAUGAACCCAAGAGCCCUGAGUAUGGAUCCCAGAGCCCUGGGUAUGAAUCCCAGAGCCCAGAAUAUGAGGCCCAGAAUCCUGAGUUCAAAACCCAAAGCCCUGAAUUUGAAGCUCAAAGUUCCAAAUUUCAGGAAGGUGCAGAGAUGCUUCUGAAUCCUGAGGAAAAGAAUCCUUUGAGCAUCCCCUUGGGAGUCCACCCCUUGGACUCCUUCACCCAGGGGUUUGGGGAGCAGCCCACAGGGGGCCUACCCCUAGGGCCACCUUUUGAGAUGCCCACAGGGGCUCUGCUGGCCACACCCCAGUUUGAGAUGCUCCAGAAUCCCCUGGGCCUGACAGGGGCCCUUCGGGGGCCAGGCAGGCGGGGUGGCCGGGCCAGGGGUGGGCAGGGCCCUCGGCCUAAUAUCUGCGGCAUCUGCGGGAAGAGCUUUGGGCGGGGCUCCACCCUGAUCCAGCACCAGCGCAUCCAUACGGGUGAGAAGCCCUAUAAAUGUGAGGUCUGUAGUAAGGCCUUCUCCCAGAGCUCUGACCUCAUCAAACACCAGCGCACCCACACGGGCGAGCGGCCCUACAAGUGUCCCCGUUGUGGCAAGGCCUUCGCCGACAGCUCUUACCUGCUUCGCCACCAGCGCACCCACUCUGGUCAGAAGCCCUACAAGUGCCCGCACUGCGGCAAGGCCUUCGGUGACAGCUCCUACCUCCUGCGGCACCAGCGCACCCACAGCCACGAGCGGCCCUACAGCUGCCCCGAGUGCGGCAAGUGCUACAGCCAGAACUCUUCCCUGCGUAGUCACCAGAGGGUGCACACCGGGCAAAGGCCCUUCAGCUGUGGCAUCUGCGGCAAGAGCUUCUCGCAGCGCUCGGCCCUCAUCCCCCAUGCCCGCAGCCACGCCCGCGAGAAGCCCUUUAAGUGCCCUGAGUGCGGCAAGCGCUUUGGCCAGAGCUCGGUGCUGGCCAUCCACGCCCGCACCCACCUGCCAGGCCGCACCUACAGCUGCCCCGACUGCGGCAAGACCUUCAACCGCUCCUCCACGCUGAUUCAGCACCAGCGCUCCCACACGGGCGAGCGGCCCUACCGGUGCGCCGUGUGCGGCAAGGGCUUCUGCCGCUCCUCCACGCUGCUGCAGCAUCACCGAGUCCACAGCGGGGAGCGGCCCUACAAGUGCGAUGACUGUGGAAAGGCCUUCUCGCAGAGCUCCGACCUCAUCCGCCACCAGCGGACCCAUGCAGCCGGCCGGCGCUGAGCUGGGGCCCUGCCAGGGGCUGGGGAGGUGGUGGGCAGACGAGAAGGGGCCAGGGAGCUAGAGAAAAACCUUUAGAGGGGAUAGUGGGAAAGCUGGGGGAGGAUGGAGGAGUCGAGGGCCAGGAAGUUACGUGCCCUGGAGAUUUAUUGGAAAUGGGCUAUGAAGAGGGGUUGGAGAGAGGCCAAGCAGGCAGUGGGAGGUUCCGGGAGAGAUCCAGGAGAGAGGUCAGCAGAGAGUUGGCCUCGGCAGCAGCUUGCCCCUUGGUGGGUGCCUGGCUUGGCAAAGCGCUAGGCGGGGGUGGGGGGGAGGGGGGAGGGUUACUUAAUUAGAGUUGGGUAGCUUAGAUUGGUAGCUACUGAGACCCUCGUUGAGUCAGGAAGGGGUGAGGGUAGGUGGGGUGGGGAGUGGGGCCCUGGGGUGGGGCUUGGGCCUCAGUGCAAACCCCAGCCUCCCUUGUCUUCCUCAGGCUUUGGAGCCCCUGAAUUUGAGUUCAAUAAAAACCUUUAUGUGG